AUGAAAAAUAUUGGUUGGGAUGACCCAUUGCCUACCAAGUUACAACUGGCGUGGGAGAAGCUGUUCGGCGAAAUAGAAGAUCUGACGACCGUACAGUUUCCGAGGUGCCUACAACACAAAGAUUCGGUUGGUUUAUCAGAGUUGCACGUAUUCGCUGACGCAAGCAUCCUUGCGUAUGGAGCCGUAGCUUACGUUGUUUGGUCACGCACAAAUGGGAUAGAAGUCCAUCUCAUAUCAGCCAAAGCGAGAGUUUCACCCCUCUGUCAGACCACCAUACCCCGAUUGGAACUUAUGGCAGAUUUGUUGGCAUCAAGACUAGCGAAGACCGUGUGCGACGAGUUUAAAAUCAAACCCAGCGAGGUGAUAUUGUGGUCAGACUCGAUGAUUGUCCUAGCUUGGCUCCGUUCAGAAUCGACCUCACUUCAACCGUCUGUAGGCGUGAGAGCAGCAGAGAUUCAAGCAACGUGGGAAUCUGGCACUUGGGAAUAUGUCCCGACUGACCUAAACCCUGCAGACGACCUUAGCAGAGGUAUUCCCGUCACGAAGGUUAACGAGCGUUGGAUGAACGGUCCUUCGUUCCUCAAAGUUACGCACGACUCACUACUUCCUUCAGUGUUUGUGACCAAAGCGUCGUACCCUAAAGCCUUUUUGUGGCAGCAGAAGUUUCUAUUGUCUUUGCUGGCAAGGUGCAGUGGCCACACUUGGACCAACUGA
Paramuricea clavata is the source of this 714-nucleotide messenger RNA. The record is from the annotation of a GenBank genome assembly. Lineage: Eukaryota; Metazoa; Cnidaria; Anthozoa; Malacalcyonacea; Plexauridae.